Messenger RNA from Geodia barretti, 843 nucleotides. NCBI's taxonomy places the organism in Eukaryota, Metazoa, Porifera, Demospongiae, Tetractinellida, Geodiidae. The record is from the annotation of a GenBank genome assembly.
AUGCUCGAGCACGAGGUGAAAAUCGUGCGCGAUCCGAUCCGCCGCGCACGGGGAGAGAGAGCAAUGGCACACCUGUUACUGAGCCAGAUUGACGUAGUGGAGCACCGGUUCGACGAUGAGAAGGUGUCGAGGUGGCUGCGGGACAACUGGACGCUCACUCUGUAUGCCAAUGCCGUCUACCUGGCCGUCAUCUUCCUCGGUCGUCGCUGGAUGAAAGACAGGAAACCCUACUCUUUGCGCAAGGCCCUGACUCUCUGGAACACAGGGUUGGCCGUCUUCAGCAUUAUGGGGUUCCUUCGGUUCUACCCUGAUCUGCAGGCCGGGGUCCUGGAGAACGGCUUCACUCACUCGGUCUGCAACAACCACCUCAUGCUCAACCCACCGCACAACCUCUGGGCCCUCCUCUUCAUCCUCUCGAAAGCGGUCGAAUUCGGCGACACAAUUUUCAUAGUCCUACGAAAGACGCCGCUCAAUUUCCUCCAUUGGUACCACCACAUAUCAGUGUUUGUUUACUGCACCUAUAGCGUGUCUCAUCGAGACCCCACUGCGGAAUGGUUCGGAACCCUCAACCUAUUUGUCCACUCCGUCAUGUACUCUUACUACGUCCUGAAGGCUUUCGGUGUCCGGAUACCGCGGAGCGUGGCCCAGAGCAUAACUCUGCUGCAGCUGGCCCAGUUUGUGAUGGGUCUGACUGUUCUGGGCACUGUUUAUCGCGUCAAGACACUCGGAGGGCCUUGCAAAUCGCACGACAGUGUCCUGUGGUACGGAGUCCUAAUGUACGGGUCUUACAUGGUGCUCUUUGGUAACUUCUUCUAUCGGAGAUACCUCAGACCAUCCAAAUAG